AUGUCUGGAGUCAUGUGCGUGUGGGCAACCUUGCCGGAGGAGGCAUUGGACUGGUACGAGAACGAAUACCUUCCCGAAAGGACAAAUGCACACUCCAAAAGCACAAUCUAUUGUGAAGCCACAGAAAGUGGUCUUGAUUCAGAGCCGAUUGGUCAUUUGGGUACGCCUUGGGAAUUGAUGUCUGUGUAUGAGGUCGAAGAUAUCAAACAGAUGAGCAAAGAGAGCUAUGACAAGAAGACCCACCCACCCAAGGAGAUGAUGAAUGGAAUAUUGAAGGGCUCGCGCUUCGACGUAAAGACAUGUCGAGAAAUCGCCAGAUGGGGAGGUGACCAUUGGGAUGGGGACGUGAACCGAAUUACAAGUGUGACUGCUAUGGAAUGGCGAAUUCCCAAGGAGGAAGAGGAAGAAGUCAUCACUUUUUAUACCAAAGAUCUCGCGCCAAUGGUAGCCGAGUCUGAAGAUGUAUUGCGUUUCAGACUCUUCGAGGUCGAGAACGCAACUUUUCUCGAAGGCGAGAAUUACGUCACCAAGGAGAAGGAUUCUUUGCACACUUACUUCACCUUGGUUGAAUUUGAAACCGACGAGUGGCCAUGGGACAAGAUCAUGCAGCUUUCAGAGAAUCCCAAGUGGCGCAGAUACUUUGAAUCGCAGGAAAUAGUGAAAUGGCAAACCAGUCAUUACAUGGUGAACAGGGCCUACCUACCCGAACAGUCGUCGAAGCCAGACGAGGAAGACUCGAAAGCUAGCACCGCCUUCUCUCGAGACGAAUCAGCCAUGAGCUUUCCACGAAUAGCCCCGGGCGUUGGUUCGCCCAUGGUAUUCUUCAACUUUCCACCGGCAGUGUGCGUGUUGAUGCUUUGCAUCAUUUGCCAAGAAGACACUGAGUGA
Messenger RNA from Plenodomus lingam JN3, 888 nucleotides. Lineage: Eukaryota; Fungi; Ascomycota; Dothideomycetes; Pleosporales; Leptosphaeriaceae. The record is from RefSeq and is a predicted model, not a curated record.